This is a messenger RNA of Sphaeramia orbicularis (orbiculate cardinalfish), 1835 nucleotides long. RefSeq names its product small nuclear ribonucleoprotein 48 (U11/U12) (gene snrnp48). Bases 65 to 1087 code for a protein of 340 amino acids. Gene Ontology annotation, cellular component: U12-type spliceosomal complex; cytosol; nucleoplasm. The transcript is spliced from 9 exons. The record is from RefSeq and is a predicted model, not a curated record. Lineage: Eukaryota; Metazoa; Chordata; Actinopteri; Kurtiformes; Apogonidae.
UGGCCGCCGUCGGUACCGAGAAGACACAUUAGCAAAUAAAUACAUACUAGAUUAUAACCCAGAAAUGGCUGAAUUAUUAGAAACACAAAGCCUUCAGGACCGCAUGAGCCGUCUACAGGAGCUAACAGAGUUCACAGAGAAUUGUAAAAAACAGUUGCAGGACAUAUUUGAAACACUGGGAUGGUCGCAGGACUACACGGGCUCCGACCAGGAGGCCUUGGAGCAAUGUCCCUACGACCCCGAUCACAGAGUUCCAGUCAAGAGCAUGGAGAAACACAAAGCCUCCUGCAGCCUCAGACAGAUGGGCUACACGGCUGAGGAGCAGGCAGAGAUGUUUGAUCCGUCUGUCUGUUAUGACAGCAACAAAGUCAGAACCUUUACAAUGGACAAAUCCAUGCAGCAUCAGGUGAUCCUCCAGGCUAGAUCUGCUGCACCUCUUAUGAAGAUGGAAGGAGUUUUCUGGCAAGGUCAGUAUUCCGGACAGCCGGUGGACGUGCCUCAGAACCACAAGAGAGCCGUGUGUGACCUUACUGUGGCUGACCGACUGGCUCUGUACGAUCAUGUGGUUGAUGUCCUUGCCCAUCAAAGGGAUCAGGCUCAGUCCUCCAGCAAUGAGGAUCUCUACGUAGAUUUGGUGAAGAAACUCCAGAAGGGUGAAGAACAAAAUGAACCAAAGACUCACCUAGAGCUGAUUGCAGAGAUGAGAGACUACAAGAGGCGGCGUCAGUCCUACCGAGCCAAGAAUGUGCACAUCACCAAAAAGUCAUACACUGAGGUGAUCCGAGAGGUGAUCAGCGUCCAUUCAGAGGAGCUCGCAAGACAGUGGAAAGAGGAUGAAGAAGAGCAGGAGACAACAUCUGAACUCUUUCAUAGGCAACACUUGGAUGAGAAGCGGUCGGCAUCCUCUGAGUCCCACCACUCCCACAGCAGACGCCAUCGGAGCCGUGAACGAAGCCAAGACAGAGAGGGCAAGAAGAAAAAGAAAAAGAAGAGAGAAAGGGAUUCACGUUCUCCUGAUGACUACCGCCAUCACGAGCACAAGAAGAAGAAAAAGAAGAAGAAAGAUGACAGGGAGAAAGAGAAGUGACAGUACUGAAUCACAGGGAGUCAGAUCAUAGAAGGUCAAAGGUCAUUAGAGUGAAACAUGUUAAUAUUACAAACUGGAGAUUUAUUUAGUAUUUGUGGUCAUUUAAUUUUUCCCCUAAAGAGAAAAUGUUUAUCUUAACUCUAUAUUAAAGAUUCACAAAGGAUUUAAUUAAAACACAUGAAAUAUGACGUUUUCGCACUGUUGCUCUUCAUUUAAACGUGUUCGACGAUCUUGAAUAGUCCACCCACAUCUGUCUUGUUGGCCAAAGACUACAUGGAAUGUUGGGCAGGAGUGUCAUAGCUGGCACUCUUCUACCACAGGGUCAAAGGUCACCCUAUUCCAGUCAGUUAUGUGAAUUUUUGCCACAGGACUUAUGUAGUCAUCAAGGCAUUUUAGUUUGAAAUGUUGGGUUAGAUCAUCUGAAAAUGUCUGAAAAUUAACAAGGUAAUUUGAAGUAAAUAAAUCUGAAGCCACACCUGAUGAAAUGUAUGAAAAUUUAAGAAAACAAAGAUUUGCAUGCACCACUGGAGAUCAGUUUACUGUUUGUAUGUUUACAGUCUAAUCUAUUUUCUGUAAAUUUGGGUUUUUUGUUUUUUUUUAUAGAGGUGUCAAUAAAAUGAAUAUUUUUAUUUUCAAAACUACUGACAACUUUCCUCGUAAAUUCCAAAUGAAAAUAUUGUCAUUAAGAGCACUGAUUUGCAGAUGAGAACUGGUUGAAAUAAAGAAAUAAAUAAAUGCAGUGUUUUCA